AGAAAUUGUAUGGGCUUUGGCACCAAAGUGAAAUUGAAAGGGUGACAAUAACGAGAUAGUGGCGUCCAAUGCAGCAGCCAUACCUUCCUUUGCGAGCAAGGAUGAAGAUACAAACUUCAAUCGUGAUAAAGCAAGGAAAAAGAAGACUAACAAAAUACCUAAAAAUUCCAUAAUGAAUUGUGUGGUGAGCUAUGAUACGGAUGGAAACACGGUGAUUUCCAAGGACGACGAAAUCGGAGACGGGUUAAUAACUCUGAAAUAUCCAGAGAACAAAGGAAACGUACAUGAAAGUGGACACUCGGCCAAAAAAGAAGAUAGAAAUGAAAUGGUUGGUUAUAACUCUACAGAAAAUAAAGCAGCGGAGAUAGAGCCAAAUAAUUUUGAAAAAAUAGGCAGACUUCUCUUGACAAACGAACAUGACAACAAAAUGAAGUACAUCCAAGAUCCUUGCGACCAAAGUAGAGAUCUUAGCAAUUUCACCAAAUAUCCUUGCGACCACAGCAAGUAUCUUUGCGACCGUAGCAAAGAUCCUUGCAACCGCAGCAAAGACUUGCAAGUUAACAAGGUCCAUGGCGAUGACUCACAAGUCGCUGAAAACGACGUCGAUGAUCUACGAGUCACCAAGAACACGGAAUUAAAUGCAGACACCGAUGAUCUCCAUGCUAAAACCAUGCACCAGGGACCUGUCCCAAACAAUAAACACAUAUACAUUAAACCUCCUCGUUUCAUAAAGAAAGAAAACGAGAAAAAACUGACAAAUCAGAUGAAGAUUAGUCCCAGAUUAAUUGAAGAAACACCCGAGACGAAGACUACAACAUCUGAUCUGCCACCGUGUCUUGUAACCACAGCAGCAUCAAGCACCCCUUCCUUUGCCAUUCCAAAAAUUCCCCCUCCUGCUUGUAAUGUUUCUAGCAGUAACAUGCCCCCCUUCGCUACUCCAAACAUUCCCCCUCCUUCUCGUAAUGUCUCUAGCAGUAAUAUGCCUCCAUAUGCACCGUCUACGCACAUCCUAGAUUACAGCGGUUUGCCAUACAUGCAUUUUUGGCCAUACCAAUUUACAGCUCCUCCGUCCACAACUCUGCUAAACGCCACUAAUUAUUCUACGACGACUCCAUCAACACAUACUGUAUCUUACUCGACAAAUGCCCCAUCAUACCAGACUGUACAAGCAUUGUCUUCUAUGGGCCCACCUAUGGCUACAUCACCGAUCCCAACAGCAAAUCAUGGUUUAGUAUCUCCACAAUCGCUUACACAAAUUCCUCCCAAGUUUGAUUUUCCUCCUCCUUUCAUACCGACGACUACUCCAUCACUGCCAGACAAUCAAAGUCACUAUUUACCCCCAAAUUUUCCAUCAAUGCCUCAGCAGUUAACAGAGCGCCAGCUACAGCACCCUGCCGUCAGUGUCCCUAUUGCCCCACGGAAUAGUCAGCACAACAUGUUUGUUCCACCUGUGGCUUACCCAUCUCUGCCUAGUCGUAACGUAAACUAUCCUUUUCAAACCCAGCCAGUGUUUGUCAUUGGGUAUUUCUUCAAUCCAAAUACAUGUAUCCCAAAAGUUGCUGCUAGUCCUGUCCAAACUCCGAUCCCUCCCGAUUACAAUAGGGUUUACGUUGCUGGUAGUAACGCCAUUUCACAUGAUGGAUCCAAUGGAAGCACCUGUGUUUUACCAGCAGCCACGUCAUCUUGAUUUGAAAAGAGCACACAAAGAGGAGAGCUGACAUAUGCUUCAACUUUUUAUGACGAGAAAACUCAAACUUAAGUAAAAGAGAAUACUGGAGAAAACGUUACAACUGGGAUAAACAAGUGAAGAUGGAUUGGCUUGUUGAUGCAGACGAAGUGUCACAAAAUCUGGAACCAAAAAUUCAACAACUCCGUAAAAAG
Molecule: messenger RNA, 1881 nt
Organism: Magallana angulata
Lineage: Eukaryota; Metazoa; Mollusca; Bivalvia; Ostreida; Ostreidae
Product: citrate synthase-lysine N-methyltransferase CSKMT, mitochondrial-like
Exons: 6
Coding region: 173-1687 (504 amino acids)
Molecular function (GO): S-adenosylmethionine-dependent methyltransferase activity
Source: RefSeq, a predicted model, not a curated record